This is a messenger RNA of Tilletiaria anomala UBC 951, 1189 nucleotides long. RefSeq lists its product as uncharacterized. Bases 133 to 1068 code for a protein of 311 amino acids. The record is from RefSeq and is a predicted model, not a curated record. NCBI's taxonomy places the organism in Eukaryota, Fungi, Basidiomycota, Exobasidiomycetes, Georgefischeriales, Tilletiariaceae. The transcript is spliced from 3 exons.
CACUUGACCCAUUUCAAAACCGUAAGUCUGACAAUCUCCAGCUGUCUUCGUGGUUUCCAGGAUUUACAUUAUCUCCUACUAUGGGAAGUUGACCAGUACCGACGGCAUUGCAAGGGUUCAAAGUUGCUAAUUAUGGAGCUUCAGAAGUUAAAUCAAUUGAAUUCAGAUAUAUGCUUGGUCUACAACACCAACUUGAGCCUCAUCCAAGUCCUCUUUUCGGUCUUGAAAGACCACAGGAGCGACCACCCUAUAGGCUUACUCAUAACGCAGAUCAUUCCACAUGGAAAGCACGAACCGCGCAAUUGCGGCCGUCGUGCUACUUGGUGCAGUCGUCGUCAAAAUUCCUCAUUCGGGGCGACCGAUCAAAUAGCCAUCCCUUCUCUUUGUCUACGGCGUGAUUCAUCCAGAUUUAUAUUUGAGCCACUGUCUCUGCUGAUCAAGCAAACAUGCGCGCAUCCGUCGGCCAGGUCCUUCAAAAUUACAGCGAGCUCAGAAAAAUCAAAAUUCAGUUACACUCGCUGCCAAAGCAUGCAACCCGUCCCGAUUCUUAUUGGACAACAACCGCCAAACGUAGGUGUUGAUGAAGGAGGCCACACGCUGACUCAGUUCUUUGGUCUCAAGCGUGCAAAUGCUUUUUCGAAGAGCAUCUCACAGAAGCUCAUCACAUCUCCGUUGAGCCAACAAUUCAGGUCACAGAGGCAGAUCACCUCCUGGGUUUCGACGAUAUUAAAGCUGGAAAUUCAACGAAGGAAAGCGUUUUGGUCCUUCAGCUCGAGCUCGAGCUCUUGUUUGGUACUGUUACCCUUCCGUUUGGUCCAUCCAGCUCCACGGCUGCGCCAAGCAAGAGUUCGCGCUGCUAUAACACGUGUUGCAAGUCGUCCCAACACUAAGUUUAGCACAAUCUCCUCACUGUUAGAUCGGUUUACCUACCUCAAACAACCUGUCUAUACGCUCGAUGUUUGUAGCUAUCACUUUACGAAGUUUUCAACUGCGUCUGCGCGCAAUCAACAUCAACAAAACGCUACAACAGCCGCCCUCGAAGCCAAAGAUCACGGGCCUUUGCCAUGAGGGCUAAUUAUUCAUGGAAAUCAGGCCGGAAAGACAAGACGAACGCCAGCAGUCAGACUUGCACUGAGGCCUGGCACGCAAGUUUAUUCUACCUUUCAAUGCCUCGAUCGCUCCAGAUUUU